This is a messenger RNA of Haliotis rubra (blacklip abalone), 628 nucleotides long. RefSeq names its product multiple epidermal growth factor-like domains protein 10. NCBI's taxonomy places the organism in Eukaryota, Metazoa, Mollusca, Gastropoda, Lepetellida, Haliotidae. Bases 221 to 628 code for a protein of 135 amino acids. The record is from RefSeq and is a predicted model, not a curated record. The transcript is spliced from 3 exons.
CAAUAAAUUCUUCUAAAAGUAUCUUAUGCAUGUUUUUCUUUUUGUGAAGAGUGUAGUUUAUUGUAUUUGAGUACGAAACUUAUGCGUACAGUGUGUAUAAACCCACACUUCUUUGUAAUGAGCGUUCCUCUCAGUUAUGCGCCAAAUGUCAUUUCAACAUGACACCUUUUAAAAAAUUAGUAUUAUCUCCCACUUGCCUGUUAUAACAUUGCAUAUCUCCAUGGUUACAGGAACGCGGGAAAUAGUAAUGACAACUACAAAUAAAGACACGGUAAUGCCUUGUAACGCUAUGAACACUUGGCUGACGGCUACAACGUUGAGAAUCACGUGCAGGAACGUCGUCAACGUCACCACCAUCAUACUCGUCAGCACAGAUUCGAUGGUGUCCAAGCUGGGCUUAAUUGAAAUGUACGUGUACGGAGAUUGUCAACAUGACAGCUAUGGACAAGAAUGCGGGACCUUCUGCAGGCAAAACUGCACCGAGGGCCUUUGUGAUGAUGUGAACGGCACAUGCACAUGCGUGCUGGGAUGGAAGGGAGAUAACUGCGAUGGAGAUACUUUCAACAGAAGCAACAAAACCCACAUUCCCGCAGACACGUCUAGGCUCAGCAUCAGUCCGUGUUCGUAG